This is a messenger RNA of Octopus sinensis (East Asian common octopus), 1618 nucleotides long. RefSeq lists its product as uncharacterized. The coding region runs from base 111 to 1214 and encodes 367 amino acids. The transcript has 9 exons. Gene Ontology annotation, biological process: interstrand cross-link repair. Lineage: Eukaryota; Metazoa; Mollusca; Cephalopoda; Octopoda; Octopodidae. Gene Ontology annotation, cellular component: Fanconi anaemia nuclear complex. The record is from RefSeq and is a predicted model, not a curated record.
CGGGCUUCUUUUUAACGAGGUAAAUAUUCGGUGGGCACCGUGCAGUUGUAUGGCGCUGAAUUGCAAAUUUCAAACCGGAUUGUUUACCUUUAUGUCUUCACGAUUCAAUUAUGUCUACAUUUUUGAAAAAUAUAUAUUUCUUCACCAAGAUCUUACAGCAAGCUAGCACAGAGGAAGUAGCAACUUGGAACAAGGAUUCUUUACAAAAUGCUCUCCACUGGGCAGCUUAUUGCAAAGAGAUCUAUAAACAAGUGAUUAAAAAACCUUAUAAGGAAGUAUUCGACCAACAACUCAUAAAGCUGAAUGCAGUGCAGUCAUCCCCUUUGAUAUGUGGAGACCUUAAUCUUCAGUUUCUGGACAAAGCCACUGACAAUCUAAGACAAUUGCUGUUCUGUAAUUGUCAUCUUCCAGAGGAAUUAUUUGAGGAACUUAUUCAAAUUUCCCUGGGAGAAAAGGAAAUUAUCAUCAAGCAAUGUGCUGAGCUCAGCAGUCUCCAUGCUUCCUUGCAAAUAAUUUCCAGACUAGAAAGAGACAUUGUAAACUGCAGCUAUGACAAAUGCCGACCUAGUAAAACAGGCACACGUUUGUCAUUGGUUACUAUUGUUAAAACUGAAAUACUCUGGCAGAGACUUAUCAACCAAAUCUCUAUUAUUUCUGAUGAAGACAGGUUGGACUUGUUGGUAUUAAAAAUCAUUUCCAAUUUACCUGCUUCUAAAGAUGGUUGGGAAAUUCUUCUUUAUCUUCUAACAAAAAAAGAUGUUGACAUUAAUCCUACACUGUGGAACAUUUCCAAAGACUCAUAUUCAAAAGUGUAUCAGUUUCUUGAACAAUUUGUCCAAAACAAUAUCACGAUGUCCAAACCUCCAAGCAUAAUAUGGUCUGUAGCAGAGGAUUUAUUCUCUCAAGUGAUACUUCUCUCUUUUCCGGUGUUUUCCACCUGUUUACGCCAACUCAUUGACUGGGCAAAGCAAUUUUCACCUGUCUACCACCACCAUGACCAACGCAAUUCACUCUACACUUGGCAGCUUCAAGAAAAGGAUAGUAAUGAAAUAUCGACAUUUGCAGAUCUUUCUAAACACUUUAUGAUUCUCACGAACUGUGGAGAGCAACCCAAGAAAGCAGUACAGGCUGCAUUGGAGAGCUUACAGAACCAAACUAGCUGCAGCAUAUGGCAUGACCUUCUGACCAAAAUAUCAACAAAGGACCACAUUUAAACUUACAUGAACUAAAGUGUUGAUGUAUUUCCUUCUAACUGCACAUACAUGGAGAGGAAGGACAUUAUUUCUAAAUGGCAAUUCUAGUUUGUGUGUGUAUGAAGAAGACAUAUAUUUUCAUAAAAAUCUCAAUGUCCAACUGUUAUAAAAAAAAAAUAUUAACUAACUUCUGAGAGUUUGAUUAUUAGUUUCAAAUCUGUGAUAACCAUGGUACUGUGAGAAAUCUACCAUGUGGUCUUGAAUUAAGUCCCACAGUGCAGCAUCUUUGGGCAUAUACCAUAUAGCCCCAGGCUGACCAAUACCGUGUAAGUAUUUGGUAGAUGGAAACUGAAAGAAGCCUAUUGUGUAUAUGAACCCUUGUUUAGACAUCACAUGAUGGUUGCAAAUGAGCAUCAUUGUCAUAU